AUGUUCUCACCGGACGCGUCGCGCGUGCAGUCCCUCCGGUCCAAGAGAACACGCCCAUCAUCGGGACCGGAAGACUCGAUUAAACUUCCCCAGGCAAAGAGAAAACGAUCGGCUUUGCGACGAGACACCUUCGAACCUCUGGCUGAAGCCAGUCUGAAUGAGAUUGCUGGACGUGAGGCAGGCGAUGAGAAACCUAACGGACACCCCACAGCUCCUGCACACCAAAAGGAAUUGACCCUGCGCGGCGCAAAGAAGCCAGAAAAGCGUUCGGAACGAACGGCGGCAACAGUCAAUCCGACAUUGACGCUCUCAAACAACGACUUCUAUACUGUUUCUCAACUUCCCUCGCUUCCGGAGCAGAUCAGAAACCGGCCUACGAUCCCCUAUUCUUGCGUCAUUUCCCAAGAGUAUGGAUACGCCCUUGCCCUCACCCACAGCGAUGCUAUAAUUUGGCCAUACAAUUCGAGUGCAUCUACCCCUUCAUCUCGAGAUGUCAUCACCUUCAAAUUGCCUUUUCCUCCCGCUUCGAUCGAUGAUCCUCUUCCGCUAGCAGCAUUCACCGCCAAAUCUGCAAAUGGAGAGCCGGGAAUUGUUGCAGUGUCUGCUAAAUUGGGAAAAAUAGUAUACUGGGAGACAAUAUCCAAUGCCUCCACCUUUAUCCCAGGGCAAAAUGCGAAUGUUCAGGGUUCAAUACCCGGUAUGUUGAGCGGCGAAGCUGUGGAAGAGCUCGUCAAUGCUGAACCGUCCGGUUUCGUUCUGUCUUUGAGACACGGCCGCGUCGUACACUUGACAAUUCGAGAUCAGAUGGGCCGUCCCGGUAUUGGCGUCCAGUUCUUGCGAAAAUACACCGGGGGUACUGGAGGCAUAUUUGGCACCAUUCGCAAUGCCCUUGGUGCCGAUCGGAGAAAGGGCACACCCAUCAUCAAGGCUGGAGGCUCGAGGAAAGGUCAACGUGAUGUCGUGGUGGCCACCGAAGAUGCGGAAAUCGAAUUCUGGAAUACCAAUCUGAGCGUUGGGAACUCUCUUGAAACAUCAUUCAGUUUCAGAGAGGAAGUUGGAAAUGCACUGAAGGGAACCCUUCCUGACAUACCGUCUCUGCAGUUCAAGGUGCUUGACGUUGAACUGUCCACGGGGGCCACCACGGCUUUGACUCGUAAAGGCAGUCAUGGUGCUCCGAUGAUGGUCUUGACUUCAGUCACCCAGGAUACGGAAACGACGUAUUACCUGAUUGAAAUGGUGGUGGAUGAGGGAGCCAGAGUGAAAGUGGUACACCCGAUCACAUGCUAUUCCACUAAGACUUCAGAGCCUCAAUCGUGGCGACCCAGGCUGUGUGUCUCAAGAACUCAACCUGUGGCUUUCGUCCUGUUCGAAACCGCCAUCGUGAUUUUUUCGCUGGCUAAGAUCAGAGAAUCGCCGUCAUCACAGCUGCUGGCAGAACGACAAUCGUUACCACCACCAUUCCAAGACUGUGUACGUUUCCAAGAUGGAACAAUUUACAAGGUACUUGGCUAUGCCUUGGAAGUUACCGAGAAGCAGUCAGCGCUUGUGCUGGGCGUUCAAGGCUUCGGCAUCGUCAAGAUGGCAUCACACCUUCGUGAAAGCGAGGAGUUUGAGGUGGAAGAAGCCCACAACCGAAUAAGUGCGAAAAGCAAGAUUGAACAAGCAGUCUUUUUUGGAACCAUCAAACAGAACCCGUUCGAUUUGAAAAACAUUACUCAGACCUUCCCGGACGAAGAGAUUGCUGCAGCAGCGUUGAGCAUCAGCUCGGAGAUCCUGUCCUCAAGUUCGAAGCAUGUUCCCAAGAGCGCUCCUUCUAUCGAAAUGCAUCUACGGCUGAGGGCCAAGGCCCUUGACGACCUAGCUCAACAUUUGAUGGAUCACUACCCUUCUGCUAUCUCUCGCAAUGUUCGGUUCCAACUUCUCUUGAAUGCCGAGAAACUAGCUGCCGCUCAAGCUGUUUGGAAAGUACAAGAAGAAAUUCAACGAAAAUAUCCCCUGGAGGAUCGGGAGAUGCCCUAUCUUGAGUUCACCCUUCGUGCACUUCACGAGUCGAGACAAAAGUACCCCGACCCGGAGAAGGGCGAGAAAGAUCGAAUACGGCACUGGCUCAUCAAUAGUACCAAUAAUAUCGGCCAUCUGAUGUCCGAGUUGGUUAGCUGCAUUCCAGAAUUGGAGCCGAUGCAAGUGACGGACCCUAGAAUUGUCGCAGACUAUCUCAAAGAGGCGGUUGACCUGUGGAUAGCGUCAUAUACUGCGGCAUUCAAAUUUCGGGAAGACAAUGCGCCUCUGUACGGCUUAGGCGACGAGGUGUUCCAAGACGGCGUGCUUGUAGCAGGAUUCCCCGUGGACAUUCCUCACCCGUGGACAUCGGCACCGGAACCGUUUAGGUUUGGCCAGCGCCUCAUCUACGACGUUCGCAACUUCUUGGCCGAGUGGUGGGAUUAUUCUCUGGGCAAGAGUAAGAAGAAGAAACUGCCGACGGAUUUGGAUGGCAAACCAUAUGAAGCACCCAGUAAAACUGUGUUGAAAGACCUUGCUGCUCGCUUACCCUCCGAAGUCGAAUUAUUCUCUCGUGUGGCGACGGAGGAGUCGAUCCAAGCCGAAUGCCACCUCAAAGAGCUGGAGAAGGACCCAGAAGUCCUGAAAGACGAGGUCAAAAGCUUAAAGGACGAGAAGCGUGACCGUUUGAACACCGCGCUUGAUGCUGUCUCCCGCUUCAAUAUGCCAGGAGCGAUUCAGUUGGCUGAGAAAUUGAAAAACUGCCCCAUGCUUGUUGUUCUGCACAUUUCAUACUACGUCAGGUUAACGAAGGAAGCCGAGGAGAAUCCAAUGCUCAAGGACACAAAUGCAAGAAUCAUCUCUGAGAUGCAGGCUCAAGCUGAGACAUACUUCGACCGAUUCGGGAAAGCAUGGGCGUGGGCCAGUUUUAGCCAGAUGAUCGAGGAUGAUGAAUGCGGCAAUCUUUUGGUCAAAGGCCAAGAAGAUGAGAAAAAGCAGCAGUUUCUCUCAUGGUUCUUCAGGAAGGCUGAGAAAUAUGGACAGAGUGUAGGCAAGCUCAGCUGGAUUCACGAUGUUGUUGGUAGCGAUAACUAUGCGCGGGCCGAGAAGACACUGCGAAAUGUUGCGGCUGAAGAGACUGUUGAUGUGUGGAACAAGAAGACCGAGUUGUCGCUAGCCAAGCUAGCCGGACUGGCAGCAGAUGAAGGUGCUGAUAGACGUCCUCGUUCGACUGAACGAUACGACCGUGAUUUGUCCAUCAUUGACAUUCAAGAACGGACCUUCCAGCAUAUCAUGGCCACAGUUGGAGCUGCUGUGGAUGAGAAAGCGGCAUUCGAUCUGGCUGCAGAAAAUUUCGCUUCCAGGCUUGUUAAGGAUAUGCCGGGUCUUAAGAGACAGCUGAAGCAGAUUCUGAAGUCUUUGGUCCAUCAAACACCGCUGUCGAUCGAGGAGCUGGUUGACCUGUUGACUCUCAUGGAUUCGGUCGAGUGGGUUGGCAUGCCAGAGGAUAACCCUGAAGUUGUCGGGCAGGAGUGUGCUAUCGCUCUGAGGAUUGUUGACUUUUCAGACUUGGCAGGUCACAAACAGGAUGACCUUCGAGCCCUGAUAUGGAGGAGAGUGAUGAUUAGAGACAACUGGUUGCUGAUCAACGAUACCAGCGGCAAGGACGACAAGUUUGUGCAAAACGAGAUGCAGCAGACGUGUCUGUUCCGCACGAUCGAACGAGUAUUUCUUCUGGAGCAGUUUGAAGGGGCCAGUAUUCAUUUGUUUUCGCCCAAGGAGAUUUCGGACAGGGAGGCAUUUCCUACGAGUUUGCAGGAACGAUACCCACAGGGUGAGUUGGAAGGCGUCCGCAAGGAUAUGGACAAGGAACAAUCCAAGCUCAAAAAGUUUAUUGAAAAGGGUAGAUUGGAAGAUCACUACGGUGGAUUGGUGACUUCUGCCCGUCGCAGUGUAAGGGACAUUAUUGACCAAGAAGGGGAGAUGAUAGCUGCAGAAGUGGUUGUUGGUGUCGAAAACGGUGACCACAAACUGGUAUCAUAG
This is a messenger RNA of Exophiala spinifera, 4041 nucleotides long. RefSeq lists its product as uncharacterized. The record is from RefSeq and is a predicted model, not a curated record. Gene Ontology annotation, biological process: protein import into nucleus; transcription-dependent tethering of RNA polymerase II gene DNA at nuclear periphery; poly(A)+ mRNA export from nucleus. The transcript has a single exon. Gene Ontology annotation, cellular component: nuclear pore outer ring. Lineage: Eukaryota; Fungi; Ascomycota; Eurotiomycetes; Chaetothyriales; Herpotrichiellaceae. Gene Ontology annotation, molecular function: structural constituent of nuclear pore; protein binding. Bases 1 to 4041 code for a protein of 1346 amino acids.